Colletotrichum acutatum is the source of this 3669-nucleotide messenger RNA. Its product is annotated as folliculin-interacting protein N-terminus-domain-containing protein. The coding region runs from base 1 to 3669 and encodes 1222 amino acids. The transcript has a single exon. Gene Ontology annotation, molecular function: protein-folding chaperone binding; ATPase inhibitor activity. NCBI's taxonomy places the organism in Eukaryota, Fungi, Ascomycota, Sordariomycetes, Glomerellales, Glomerellaceae. The record is from RefSeq and is a predicted model, not a curated record. Gene Ontology annotation, cellular component: cytoplasm.
AUGUUAGGGAUGCUCUUCGGCACGUCCAGUGCUACAGGUGCUUCUGCCUCAUCACAAUCAAAUAACAACUACAACAACACCACUCACAAUGAGGCUCCAAUGUCUCUCGAAUCCAGGCAGGAGGAUAUCCAUACCCGGAACCUCUUGUUCCCCGACACCGAUGCCUUGUACCAACACCCAAACGAGAACCUCUUCCCCUUGGGCUCCGGUCUUCCCAUGGCAUCCCUCGCAGGUGCCUUCGACUAUGACGGAGACGUCGACCUUGACACACGUCAUGUCCGCAUGCUCAUCAUGCAAGAUGCCGUUGCCUCCUUCCCAGCGCAACUGCUUUUCGACAGCCAUCCAGCUCCUCCAAAACCGCCUUCCAUGACCACAGGAGACCGUCCACCAACUGGUAUGGGAACUGUGCAGGACUCAUACAGGGGCCCAACUUCGCCGCGAAAGAGCAGUCUGAACCAGUCAUCACGGCCUCUGGUGAUUCAGCCGGACAGCCCCCAACCCCGCCAAGGAGCGUUCGAUCGCAGGGCCUCAAUGCAAGGCCGAACUCAAUCUCAAGCUGAGACGGACCUCCAGCGCGCACGAAGAGAGUACGCCGACGAAAUCCAUGCCUUUGCAGGCUCCGUAUUUGGAAAUUCGGAAUUAAUGGCCUACAAGGGAACUUCAACAAAGGUCCAUAUCGUCCCUACCGAAACCCGUCCUGAAUAUGGCGGCUCCUAUCUUGGUGACGGCCGCGGCUCUAUAGGUCGGUCGAGCAUGCGGUCCAGCAGGCUAGCACAGUCUUACACAUCGGACAACGUUUCGCCUCUGCAACCGCAACAAUCCUUCACUUCGUCUGCACCAAAUACACGGAGUCUUCCGGAAAGGAGGAAGAUUCUCAUUACCCGAUUAUUCCCUGUACUCUUGCCUAGCGAUGACGAGGCACAGAGUGACACGCCUUUGAGCCGAUUUUCAGAUCACAACACUGGCUUCCCGUUUCCGCAGUCUGCCGAAGACGCAAACGCCUCCAAGAAGAAGAAGUUGCAGCCCAAACAAAAACGUACACCAAUGUAUGCAGUUGUAUUGGUGGUCCAGCUCCCCCCCAGUACUGCGCAGAUGGUGCCUCCCUCCACCAUUCGGUCAACUUAUCGUGGUGCCAGCUCCUAUACAGAGCAGGACUCCUUCCCAUCCUCCAUGAGCUCGGCCCGUCGUUCAGGAUGGAACAUGUCUGGAUCCAACUUCCCCAUUGACUCCAUGGAUUCCAGUUGCUCGACAGAUGUUGACGAUAGGAUGGACACAGUUACUCAACACUGGGAUAUUAUUAUGCGAACUUUGACGCACCUCCAAGGGGUAGUUGCUACUACGCUUGGUGUGCUGCUAAAACAAGCAGACAUCUCUUCGCCGGACCCAUAUCCUCCCUCGGCAUCUUCGUACGCCAGCAGAGGUCCAUCCAUGGGUGGAAGAAGAAGCGACGAACCUCACUUUGUCAAGCCUCCCAAGACUAACGCAAAAGUCAUAGCUCUACAGCCUCACUGCUUACAGAACGAUAACACGAUUGUGCAAGAGGCUGAUGCUGCCAGGAUUCGAGUUGUGACGGGCUUGAGCGCCCAGCGGGUUAUCACAGCGCAGGGGAGAUGGGGUAUCUGGCGGGACGAAGCUAGGUGGAUGGCAAGAAAGGCUGGCGAGAAAGAACAUGGCUUCUUUUUCUUCAACCUCUUGACUGGCUUUCUUGCCACGCACACCGAUUGGCUAAACGCCAUGAGCCCGGCAUGGUACCGCAGAAAGCACUAUCAGCAACAAAAGGCCAAAGGCGAGGAUGAUCUAUCGCUCCCAGCACGAACCAUCAUCAUCUCGUCAGACAAGAUGAUGGCAAGACGUCUCAUCUUCCUCCUUUCUGCCUUUUUGCCAUCCCACCAGCACCUUUCUUCCACCAGAGCCCACCGACCGAGUACUUCAACCUCUUUUGGAGCUUUCUCCCAAUCGCCACCUUCGCUGAUUAUCCCAAUUCUCCGGGAAGAGUCAUUGCGGCGCAAGAUCAACCGACGGACAGGGCCAAGGAGAGUCUCGCAUUCCCGUACUGUUAGCCAAAGUACACGAGCCUCCGGUGUUCCACCUCAGCUUGCCCACUUGAGUAUGGAGAGCAAUCAUGAGAGACGCGUUUCGGACGCUGCCUCAAUCCGAUCAAACUUGCCCAUCCCUGGAAACGAUCAGGUCAGUCGGAAAAGUAGUGCAGCAACGACGACCACAAUCACCCCAGAGACGACAAUUCCACACUUUGCAACUGCUCAAAGGUUCGAGACCCGACGAAGUCUAAGACCUGGUAGCAGUGGCAGUGUUGCCGCUGAUGACCUCAAAAGGACACUGAAGCGUGGUGAAAGCUCGGGUCACGUCAGCUCGGCGAGUACAGAUUCUCGCAUGUCGGGCUCGCGUUGGGGUAGUGUUAUUAGCACGCUGUGGAACGGAAAGAGGAGGGAUUCGACAGGCUUGACCACUCCUAGCCAACCCUACAGCAGCAACCCUACAUCCCCCACCAAAUCAGGACCGGGAGGACGUCGAGAUAGGUUGGCAGAAAUGGUGAGGGAAGUCGGCCCUGAAGGGUACCGCCGAACAGACGAUCGCAUUCACAAGACCGAAAGCAAUGGCAACGGGCCUACAACCCCGCGGGGUUUCGAUGAUCAGGCUGUCGAAGAUGCUCCUGAGAGGGUCUCCUUCCCUGAGCGAGUUCCUGAUCCCAGCGGCGACUUCCGUUCUCCCGUCAAAACGUCAAUCAAUGCGGAGGACGGGGUCAUAGACGUUGAUAUCCCUUUCCCUGACUACAUCACCUCUUUCGAAACCGCGGUCAGCUCACCGUCGAGCAGCGGCUAUCUAUCUACGCCGGGCAUUGGCAACGGUUUGGAGGGCUUUGAGCAGUUUUCCCGCAUUACUAUCGACGGGGAUUCGCCGAUGAAUGUUGCCGGCUUCCUCCAGCGAUAUCAUCAGGACUUCAUCCUUCAGGCGGUUCCUCCCCAGGAUACCCUCAUGGAAGACAUCAAGAGGUCUAUGCGCGCCGAGCCGACCCCUUUCAUCACGCAACCCUUCUACUCUGCCGAGCAGCCCGCCGAUCGAUGGGUUGACGUUAGCAGCGCUCUAAUUGCAGACACGACGACGCAUACGAUCAAGCGAAUUCGAUACCGCCGACUCAUCAGACCGAAACCAUUCACAGAUAGGUCAGCACCUCUCGGAUCUGCGGGUUCGAGCGCCUAUGGCAAUGCUCCUAUGACGCCGUCUAUACUUCCCUACGAAAUGCAGCUGGACGACGAGUUCAUCGAAGAGCCCAUUGCAAGCCUCGACGAGGUGCUCAUUGACGCCGUCGAGAGAGUCAUUGCGCAGAGCAACGAAGUGAGCAAACAGAGCUCAUCGAAUUCGUCCCGGUCAACGAGCAAGCGACGAGAUCGCAGCAAUAGUGAAGCAUCGGUCUCCGUGGAUUCUCGUCACACCACCCGCAUGCCGGUCCCGUCUCAAGAAGUGCCUCGGGACCAAUGCAAGACGGUUGUCUUAUCCGCUCUCGAUGAGAUUAUUCGUGAUGUCAUUGGGGAACGAGACCAUGACACGCCUGAUGCUACCGUCCACGCGGUAGACAGAGAUCGAGAAAGCACUCUCAAAGAGGCUGUUCGGGUCUGGCUCGAGGCUGUUGACCCAAGCGAGCAAGACUGA